AUGGGCUCCCAGUCCGCCGCAGUCAACUCGCAGCCCCAUAUCCCCAAAGCGGGGGUAUGGUGUCCUGCAGUGACAUUCUUCGACCACGCAACAGACACGAUCGAUCUAGAGUCGCAGAAGAAAUACUACGCCUACCUAUCCAAGACUGGCCUCGCCGGCCUCGUCAUCCUCGGAACAAACUCCGAAGCCUUCCUGCUGACCCGAGAAGAGCGCGCGCAACUGAUCGCCGCAGCCCGCGAAGCCGUCGGCCCUGACUUCCCCUUGAUGGCAGGUGUAGGCGCCCACUCAACAAAGCAAGUUUUGGAAUUAGCAGCAGAUGCCGCAGCCGCAGGCGCAAACUACCUUCUUGUCCUCCCACCCGCGUACUUCGGCAAGGCAACGACCCCGAACGUUAUCAAGCGCUUCUUUUCCGACGUUGCUAAGAAGGCACCCCUCCCCGUCGUGAUAUACAAUUUCCCCGGUGUCUGCAACGGCGUGGACAUCGACUCCGAGACGAUCACGGAUAUCGUGCGCGAGUCCGCGAAUUCAAGCCCCAAUGGCGUCUCAAACGUAGUUGGCGUGAAGUUAACUUGCGCGUCCGUUGGGAAGAUCACACGUCUUUCAGCGACAUUCUCGCCGGCUGAAUUUGCCGUGUACGGUGGACAAUCGGAUUUCCUGAUCGGCGGGCUGAGUGUCGGCUCCGCGGGGUGUAUCGCAGCUUUUGCGAAUGUGUUCCCACGCACGGCGUCGAAGGUUUAUGAGCUAUACGUGUCUGGGAAGGUGACUGAGGCGAUUGAGUUGCAGAAGCAGGCUGCGCUGGCGGAGAGUCCUUGCAAGAGUGGUAUUGCGUCGACCAAGUACGCGACGGCAAUUUAUACUGCGAAGUUGGCAGGCAUUGACGGAGCGGAGGAGAAGUUGAAGCCUCGGACGCCAUAUGAGGAGCCCGCAGAAGGCGCAAAGAAGGUUGUACGGAAUCUGAUGGACGGCAUGGCGAAGGUUGAGGUGACUUUUUAG
Molecule: messenger RNA, 993 nt
Organism: Aspergillus puulaauensis
Lineage: Eukaryota; Fungi; Ascomycota; Eurotiomycetes; Eurotiales; Aspergillaceae
Product: dihydrodipicolinate synthase family protein
Exons: 1
Coding region: 1-993 (330 amino acids)
Molecular function (GO): 4-hydroxy-tetrahydrodipicolinate synthase activity
Source: RefSeq, a predicted model, not a curated record